Messenger RNA from Cylas formicarius (sweet potato weevil), 1650 nucleotides. Its product is annotated as histone H4 transcription factor-like. Bases 1 to 1650 code for a protein of 549 amino acids. Gene Ontology annotation, cellular component: nucleus. The record is from RefSeq and is a predicted model, not a curated record. Lineage: Eukaryota; Metazoa; Arthropoda; Insecta; Coleoptera; Brentidae. The transcript has 7 exons.
AUGGUAGAUUUUGAGCAAGAUAACGAGGGCCAGGGCAGACUAGCUGUGUUUGAACAUGUCACAAAGAACAAGAGACCAGUUAAACGGAAAGUACCGAGCAGAUAUUCCGAUGACUCUUCCCAGUCAGAGUCCGAGCUUGUCAUUGACGAUGAUGCCAUCAUUGUUCCCAAAAAGAAAAAAAUGUCAAUAAAUUUCAGUAAAGAAGUCUUAAACCUCCAUUGUGGAUGGAGUUCUUGUGAGAAAAUUUUUAAUAACAUGAAAUACUUUAAUGAUCAUGUGAUAAAACAUAUUGCAAAUAAAAAUUACGACUGUGAGUGGGCUGAUUGUCCCAAUCCUACAAAUUUAGGAUCUAAAGCGUUAUUGAAUAAGCACCUGUCCUAUCAUUGCUACCUAACAAAACUAAUAAAUAUUGGGGAAAAUGUCCUUAAAUGCACCAAGCUACCUGAGUGUCAUCUAGAGAAAUCCUAUUCAAUUUUAAUUAAUUUGAAUGGGUAUAAAUGUGAAUGGGAUUCUUGUCUAGUAACAUUGAAAACAAUUAAUGACUUCUUGACUCAUGUCAGCUGUCAUGUUCAGGGAAUGCCUUCUGGGAAAGAAUCCAACAACCCUAUUACUAUACCUUGCGAGUGGAGUGGUUGUAGUGGGAAAUUUUCCACUCGCUACAAACUGGCAGAACAUGUCCGAGUUCAUACCAAGGAACGAAUGCUGGCAUGCCCUAAGUGUUUAGCUUUGUUUUCAACAAAGGUUACAUUUCAAGAUCAUAGGAGGAGACAGCUGAUAUCUAACUUGAGGCGUUUUCAAUGUUCGCAAUGUUUAAAAUUAUUUCCAAGUGAACGCAUCUUGAGUGAUCAUUGGAGGUCCCACAUUAAUCACUACAAAUGUAGAUUGUGCGAUAUGACAAGCUCGAAACCGUCGAUUUUAGCCAAACACUACCGGUACAAACACAUUAAGCAACGCUUCUUCAAAUGUCAAGAAUGCGGCAAACGUUUUGUGGCAAAAUGUAACUUAGACACUCACCUUUUAUCUCACAAGGAGAAGCCCAUGAAGUGUGAUUUAUGCAAUUUUGGAUGUAAGAGCAAGCAGGGUCUUGAUAAUCAUUACGUAAAAGUUCACAACAAGCCGAGAACCAAAUACCAAUGUCAUGUCUGUCAAAAAAUUUUCCAAAGAGGCGGUUAUCUAACUUCCCACUUGAUGAAGAUGCAUGAGUUUCAUUGGCCUUCAGGACAUUCUAGGUUCAGGUACCUGAAGGGCCCUGAUGGUAUUUGCCGAUUACAAACUGUUAGAUAUGAGAGCCUGGAAGUUACUGAAGAAAUGAUAAAAAGUGAGAAACAGAAAGUUGGGACUCCAGAAGUGGCUCCUGAUGACACUGAGAAUGACACAGAAGGCCAAAACUUGAGAGUAUCUGAAACGCAAAGUAAUAACAUGGAAAACAAUGGCAAAGUAAUGAAGCAUGAAAUUUUGAUGACCGUCGAGGAUUUAGAUGAACAAGAUUCGUUGUUGAUAUUCGAGUUAUUUUGUAAUUUUACGAAAAGUGGCACCGAAAAAAGGAUGCUCUCGUUAAAGGAAAAGAUGGAAGUUGUUAAAGUUUUAGACAAAGAAAGUGUUUCAGUUCGUCAUUUGGUAAUAUUGGGAAAACGCAAGCAGUUGAAAUAG